AUGAACACGAGUGCUUGGUGCCCGAGCGAAAGCGACCUGCUGCGUGGGCCCGCUACCCUCGUUCGAACAAACCUGGCGGCCUCCGCAGCAGAAACAGACCCUGUAGGUGAGGAAAUCUUUGCAAUAUGUCACGGGUUCACCGAAUGGACCCCGUCAACGUUUAUGAUCCUAUUGUUUCCGAUCCUAGCCGUGCUCUUGGCAUACGCUUUCAAGAGCGUGCUGGAUCACUACCGUUUACCCGUGCCGUAUACUUUUCCUCUGGUCAUCGCAGGUGGCAUCUUUGGCGUUGCUGGCUGCUAUUUGAACUUGGCCCAGUUGUCUGCCUCGCUCAACUACUGGGUCGACGUGCGCAACCCCGAGGUGUUGUUCUAUGUGCUGUUACCACCGCUGAUUCUCGAGAGCGCCCUCUUCAUCGACUGGUGGACCGUCAGCAACCUCUUAUUGCAAAUCUUCGCCCUCAGCAUGAUUCUCGUCGUGAUUGACGCCGCCCUGCUCGCCUUCUUUACCACGUAUGUAUUGACUGACUCGCCGUGGAGCCUCAACGCUGGCUGGAUGUUCGGAGCGCUCAUCUCGCCAACUGACGUGCUGGCUGUAAACAUGGCGCUCGAAGGAAGCGGCAUUCGAACACCAUUGCAGGUGAUGAUCCAGGGCGAAUCCUUGUUUAAUGACGGCUCUGGGUUCACGCUCUUUGUGCUGUUUUUGACGCGGCUGCAGCCGAAUGCGUCUCAGUCGAUUGGAGCCAUCUUUGUGCAGUUGCUGCGACUCGCUGGUGGAGGUCUCGCACUGGGAAUUGCCUUCGCGCUCCCUACACUUGUCUUCCUCCGUCGAGUCUGGAAGGAUGCGGCAAUCGAAAUUGGCUCAACAUUUGUGCUCUCGUACCUGGUCUUCUAUGUCGGCGAGAGUCCUUGUGGCGUCUCUGGCAUUGUCGCUGUGGCCUCUUUCGGACUGGUGCUUCGAGCGGAUCGCUUUGCUUCGUUGACACCUGAGUUCCAGGAUUCGUUGCUCGCUUUCUGGUCCGUCAUUUCGAUGAUCAUCAAUGCGAUCGCUUUUACAUACGCAGGAUUCAUUGCAGUUGUGAAUUUGAUCGUAUUCUGGGGUCGUCACGGUAUCGACGGCAAGACCAUUGCGUACGGCCUCGUGCUCUACCCAGUGCUCUACCUCAGUCGCCUGAUCGCAGUGGUGGUGCUCUAUCCGGUGUUACGACGCAGUCGCUACGGACUCACGUGGCGGGAAGCGCUCUUGAUUGUUCACGUCGGUCUCCGCGGUGCUAUUUCGCUCAUUGCAGCCCAGAUUGUCUUCCAUGAACCUAAUAUCCAGGGCGGAACCUACGUGAAUGCACGAGUUCAACUCUGGACGGCUACCAUUGUACUGAUGACGCUGAUGGUUCAGGCACCAACCAUUAAAACGGUUGCCGGUUGGUUGGGUCUUUUGAAUCGUUCCGCUGCACAGGUGCGAACGUUUCGCGCCCAAGUACGGCGGUUACAUGCAAAGGCGCUGGAUAUCCUGCUCGACAUGCAGCGCACGAGUCGCUUUACGUUUGCGGAUUGGGUCUUUGUGGGGCAAGUGGCGAUUCUGCCCGCAGAGCUAUCCAGGUUGCUGCUGCGGGUGGGUCAGGUGCGGGCGCUCGUGAGCAAGGCGACUCGCACACCGGUGCUCAUGAGUGAGCACCCCGACUCCAUAUCGAUCGCCAGCGACACGAACAAAGUGAUGGGCGUCUCGUCCAGUUCCGACAUGGAGGAGCGUUUGCCUCCCCAAAAACCAGAUGAAGCACACUGGACAGCAUCAGCAGCAGGGCCCGAACUAAUGGAUACCAACAGCAACCCGAGCAACAGUAUCACACCGGGUACAAGUGACACCUCGACAAAUCCGAAAAGUACUGGCAAUCUCGUCACGAUGCCAGCACCCGGGAGCACUGCAAGGAGUACCAUGGGUAGCACUUUUGGAAGCAGCUUUGGUAACGCUGCAGGGAACACGAUGAACAGCGCUUUUGGAAACAACUCGGGCAAUAGUGCAGGAAACACCAUCCUCGCCACCGCCACCGCCACUACUGCUGCUGCUGCUGCUACUGCAACAUCAGCAGCCUGGAGGACUAGUGACGGCACCAUGCCCGGGGUCAGUGCGCGCCUCCAAGGGAGUUUGCCGCGCUCGUCAUCACUGCCACAACUGGUUGUGGCUCGACCACCGCGAGUUUCCCUAGCGGUACCGCGUGCCUCUGUGGAGUAUCGAAUGUCGGGCUCACAGGCGUUGCGGGAGCGCCAUUCUCGCGAGAUGCAACGCCUCAGCCGGAGCCUUCAGCUCGAACGGCAGCACCAGGUAGCCAAAGCGCGAAACCGUUGGCUUCCUCAACGACCUUGGUGGUUGCGACUUGAUCGAAAGCAGCCUCGAACUGGGCGAUCUCGGCGGAUGACUGCAGCUGCUGCGGGCGCCCGUCCCAGAAGCGUACGCUGGACAACAGCGACGACGAACAUCGGACCUGAACGCAGCGCUGUUGAGCGCUCCAGCAUCCUCCAACGACGACGACGACAACAACAACAGCACUCGCGCCGUUACCGCAGGCCUCCUGCAACUGCUGUGUUUCUGCACCAGCUGAACGAGUCACGUCGCAGAGCACUCCUAGCGAUGCGCGCUGCUGUCCAGAAACAGUUUCUAAUUGGUUCCAUGUCCAUGACACCUUAUCGGCUCUUGAAUGCCGCUAUUGAUCGUUCCAUGGACGAGGUGAGCAAUCCCACGAACACCGACGAGAUUCGGGUCUUCAGUCACACGCAGGCCGGCGGUUGGGGCCUCUCCCGUCUCGAACAGUUUAUCGUAGGGAUCUGUGGGCGUUUCCGCUUUCUUCAUCGCUUUGCCCGAUGGCUUAUCUAUCGCCGGCUUUUUAUCGGUUAUGACAUUGUAUCAGGCUUGACCGUAGCGCUGGUUCAUGCACUGCAUUCUCGGCAUGCCCAGCAAGCUGAACGCUGGGCACUCGAGAAGGCUGAGCGCAGCCCGCCGGGAGCAGCCACCAUCGCUGCGGAUACCGCGGCAGUGGUUAUGGUCCACAGCACUGAUUGGGUAUCCGCGGAUCCACACGGUUCCCUGACGCUCAUUGCAGACCUGCAAGUCGCUAUUGAACUGGAAGCGGAAGUUGCCCGUUGCGAGAGCUACUUGCAUUCGUCGCGGGUGCUGUCACCGGAGACGGUACGCGCGAGCGACUCGCUGCAUGCCGCGAACGUGUUGCUGAGUCGACAAGCUCGCCUCAUCGAGGAGCUGUAUGCGACUGGAACGCUUACCGAAGCCGAGUCCAAGGCACUGUUGGACCAGCUGGAUAUGCGUCGCGAGGCACUGCAGCGCGUGAGCAUACGUUUUCCUUUGCCAACCAUCGGUGACUGCUUGCGCAACAGUCUUGCAUCUUGGUUGGAAGUGGAGUAUCGCUCGAGGGUCGCUCUCGAACACGCACUGGAACAGUUGCUCGCUGCCUGGCGAGCUGCAGGCCAAAUACGAGCGUUCGCACAUGGCGAAGUCGUGCAACGGAUGGAUACCCUCGUGGUGGGUGUCUUUUACGUCAUUCGAGGAGCGAUCGAGGUACGGACCCAGCAUGUCGAGUUCGCUGGUGAUGAUCUCGACGACCUGGACGAGCAGUUACUGCUGCAGCGACAAGACAUGCAGGCAGUGGACCACCAGGCGCGACACGGCACUUUAGGGCGCCACAAUGGACUGCGAAGCAGUUACCCUGCGGUGCAACGGACACCCGUGGAUCGCAUCCAACGGCAGUCAGCGAUGAUUGCGAACCUUCUGAGUGAGGAGGAGUUUCCACCGCUUCGUCGCAAGCCAACAACCACCUCAGUCUGGCCACAAGCAGUGGAAACAGCAGAGACUGGGUCCGCAGCGCCACUGGCGGGUGUCGUUGCCCCUGCUAGUUCUGAGCGGUCCACCGAGGCGCCCUUGACACUGCCGAGUCAUCUUGGACAAGAGCGUGAGCGCAAGUCGACACUUUGGCGACGAUGGCGAUGGUGGCAACGGCGUCAGCCAGAAGAAACCGCUGCAACGCCUCGGGAUAUGGUCGAGCCUCCAUACCCCGGCGAAGAAGCAGUCCCUUCCGCCACGCUGCCGUCGCGUCGACGCGCUGCCGAGGCACGUCUGCGAGCCUUCAUCAGCGACGUAUUCGGAAUAGCUGGUCGUCGAGAGCGGGACGAUCGCUACACCAGCAAUAGCAACGUCGUCGACGAUGACGAUGACGACUUUGCUGACGAUGGAACGAUAGCAGCGGACGCAGAGGAAGUCGUCUGGCACGCUGCCUCCGCGGAAGCUGGUGCCUUUCCACACGGCUUGAGAGACGCAGCACCGUCAUCGGGAGCGCUCAACCACGAGCACAAACACAUACCACCAGACUUGGAAGCUUCUGCGCCGGCCUCUGGAUUCCCCCGAGAGGACGCCCACGAAGUGCGUACCCUGAGCAACAGUGUAACCGGACAGAGCUAUGGCAUGGCGGGUUCGUUGUAUAGGUAUACGUCGGCGUUGGAGCUGGUGGUUGUCUCCCAGCUGGCCCAUGUCUUCUUCAUUCCAGCAUCGAAUUUCAGGAAUCUCAUGAGCAGUCGGGACGACUGGAUGCGACUCGCCGUACGCAUGGCUGCUAGCGAGUGUGCUCGCAACCUCGUGCCCAACGUGGAAGAGUACCUCACGGAAACGCGUAUGCGCUUCAUGGAACUGGAGCGACGGGAUCGACCCAGUACGGAGCGCCAACCAGAGCGGUCGUCGACGUCGGUGCAGUCGCCUGCCGAUGACGCAGAGACGCCCCCAGAGAGCAACGGACUCGCCGCUGCUCGUACCGAUACCCUCGGAGCGGAUAACGCUGCACCAGAGAGCGCUCAAGUGACGCGUCCUGGCACACGAGCGCACGUCGAGACGCGCGAUACAAGCAGUCGCCUCCCAGAUGCGUCUUUUGCAAUGUACGAGAACCCAGGCACAGUAGCAACCGAGACAAUGCUGUUUCCACCCGAGGCGCUCGACUACGAAAAGCGUCGAGACGCCAUGUUGUUGCCGUUGCGAACAGCUACGCUCGUUGUGUGGGCAAUGCCGCGCUUACUCCCAGGGACGCUCUCCGGGCCGUUGCAUGGUCAGUGUAUUGCACGACGCCUUCGCUCCGCUGUCGUCAUCCUUCUCCAGGGAACCGUCUACCUCCAGACUUGCGACGGCGAGGGAGCCCGACAACUGCAACACGCUCGUCCGCUCUGCAAACGCUAUGGUUGUCUGGGACAGUACCAGAGUGAGCUUCAUGCGCCCUGUGAGACGCUGCCGGUGCGCUGUCGAGUGCUCGUAGUCACGCCUUCCGAUACGCCGUUGUUCUUUGACACCAAAGCUCAGGAGCGUGGGGAAGCUGGCCUCUACGAUGAACAACGUGCCGAAAAUGAAGCCCUCUGGUCCUUGUUGCACUCCACGGCUGCUGCGAAUCCGGCAGCAGCCCAGACGGUGUCCUCGGGAGGUCUUCGUUGGCACCCGCCAGACCCAAACCUGAUCACUGUUGCCGAGUCCGAGGGUGCGUCUUCUGGGACGUUGCUGCGACGGCGAGUGGAUGCACCGGCAUUAAUCCGACUGGAUGUAGCACCUGCGCUGCCGCGGUCGGUAGCACCAGAGACGAAUGCAGCGAGAACGGGUACCACUGGGGAAGCAUCGUUGUUGUCCGAUGCGAAUUCGAGAAGUUUAUCCAUGGGACGGCUCGGACAGGCCUCUAUUCGAGUGCCCAAACGUCUGGCAUCACCAUUGGAUCUAUACAGUGGUGAGCGCAAGCUCAGCUCACGUGCAAAGCAGGCGAGUGCGUCCGCGGAGCAGUUUACCUUGGUAUGGUUUGAUCCGGCGGAUCCUCGGAUUCAUGACUUGGUAGCAGCGUUUGGUGUGGGUCCCGGAGGUGUUUCGGAUCCACUUUUCGAGGAUUCAUUGCGCUCACGACCGCUAUCACGGUUUCCAGCCGAAGACUCCAUCACGUCUGUGGAGACAAACGCAGAGACGGCUCGGGUAGCGUCGGAGGCGCCACGUACUGCUGAACGGGAGCAGAGCGCUUCUUUCGUAUCCUCUGGUCCAGUGAGAUUGGCAACGUUUCCCAGCGAGGGGCAUGUUGCACUGGACACUGGAGAUGCAAACACUUUUGCUUCGUCAUCGAGUGAGUCGACACCGGACCUCUCCGCUGACGUCCGGCUUAUGGCGGAUCGGCAUCUACUCUCGUAG
Cyanidioschyzon merolae strain 10D is the source of this 6195-nucleotide messenger RNA. RefSeq names its product probable sodium/hydrogen antiporter. The record is from RefSeq and is a predicted model, not a curated record. The transcript has a single exon. The coding region runs from base 1 to 6195 and encodes 2064 amino acids. Gene Ontology annotation, biological process: proton transmembrane transport. Gene Ontology annotation, molecular function: sodium:proton antiporter activity. NCBI's taxonomy places the organism in Eukaryota, Rhodophyta, Bangiophyceae, Cyanidiales, Cyanidiaceae. Gene Ontology annotation, cellular component: membrane.